This is a messenger RNA of Onychomys torridus (southern grasshopper mouse), 1523 nucleotides long. It is a transcript of the gene Trmo, whose product is annotated as tRNA methyltransferase O. Bases 82 to 1377 code for a protein of 431 amino acids. The transcript has 5 exons. NCBI's taxonomy places the organism in Eukaryota, Metazoa, Chordata, Mammalia, Rodentia, Cricetidae. The record is from RefSeq and is a predicted model, not a curated record.
GCGCAGGCGCCCAAGCCUACAGGGCGGAAGCGGAAACAGAAAGCUGCGCACGGCGCGUGGACGACUCAGCGGGCCGCAGCCAUGCGCAGCUUGGCGGAGUGUGCAGCCCCGUGCGGCUGCGCUCAGCCGGCCCUGGAGACAGGAAAUCUUUACACUGAGCCAAUAGGCUACUUGGAAUCAUGUUUCACCGCCAAGAAUGGUACUCCAAGGCAGCCAUCCAUCUGUAGCCACUCCAGAGCCUGUUUGAAGAUCAGAAAGAGCAUCUUUAAUAAUCCUGAACAUUCCUUGAUGGGCCUAGAACAGUUUUCUCAUGUUUGGAUUUUGUUUGUUUUUCACAAAAAUGGCCAUUUGAACUACAAGGCAAAAGUGCAGCCACCUAGGUUGAAUGGGGCAAAGACCGGAGUGUUUUCCACAAGGAGCCCACAUCGCCCUAAUGCCAUAGGACUGACGCUGGCCAAGCUGGAGAAGGUGGAAGGGGGCGCUGUGUACCUGUCUGGAAUUGACAUGAUCCAUGGCACACCUGUGCUAGACAUAAAGCCCUACAUUGCUGACUAUGACUCACCACAGAACUUGGAGCCUUUGGAGGACUUUAAUAUGCAGAAUAACUGCCAUAAGCCGAGGGCUGCGUCCCAGGCUGAUGGCACAGCUGACAGUUGUGACCAGCGCCUGCUCUCAGGGUGUGGGAAAGCACAGCACUGCCAGAGCGCUGAGGAGAAACUGAAAUGCCUUGAAGACAGAACCCCAGAAGAAAACUCCCAGAAGUCUAGAGACAGUACAGAAACCCAGCACAUUGUACCUGAGGACGGAGAGAGAACAGUGGAUUUGGUGCUGGAAUCAAGCAGAGGUGACAGUGUGGGUAUGUCUGAAGAGCAGCUUGGCCCACAGGAUCUGAAGAGCUUUCUGAACGAAGGCACAGAUAGGUCAAGGAACGUGGAACAAGCCUUGGCCCUGCAGGGGAGCAGUGCAGAGACACCAUGGGCUUCUUGCCGUGCCGGGACUGCUGAUAGAGCGCCCUGCAGUGUCGUCCCCACUUGGGUGAAGGAGGCUCCUGCCGCCUCUUUACAAGUCCGGUUUACUCCUCAUGCAGACAUGGACCUGAGGAAGCUCAGUUCAGGAGAUGCCGGUCAGAUGUCAUUUAAAUACUUUCAGUCCACAGAGGAAGCCAAGUGUGCCAUUGAGGCUGUGCUGUCGGCAGACCCUCGGUCUGUGUACCGAAGGAAGCUCUGUCAGGACCGCCUUUUCUUCUUCACGAUCGACACAGCACAUGUCACGUGCUGGUUUGGCGAAGGCUUUGCUGAGGUUCUGCGGAUUAAACUGGCUUCUGAGCCUGUUGAGAUGACUGACCCUGAGGAGUCCUUGGUGGCUCUGGGGUCUUGAGCCCCAUGGUGUUUUUAGACAGCCUAGUUGACCUCUGGAGGUACCUGCCUUUGAUGUUUUACUGCUUUGGUUGGUGCCUAUUAAAAUACUGAUUUGAGCUGGGCAGUAGUGGCGCACGCCUUUGACCCCAGCACUCAGGAGGCAGA